Messenger RNA from Fimicolochytrium jonesii, 3012 nucleotides. RefSeq lists its product as uncharacterized. The coding region runs from base 1 to 3012 and encodes 1003 amino acids. The record is from RefSeq and is a predicted model, not a curated record. NCBI's taxonomy places the organism in Eukaryota, Fungi, Chytridiomycota, Chytridiomycetes, Spizellomycetales, Powellomycetaceae. The transcript has 8 exons.
AUGGAGCGACUUGCUGAGGUCCUCACGGACCACAGCGCCGGCCUGCCCACACGCAGCGAUUGGUCUAAGAAGCAAGGGAUGUCAGCUGCCAAGUUCACGGAAUACAGAGAAAUAUGCGCGCAGUGGGCCCCCGAAAAUGAUUGGGAAGGAGAGGACUUACCAGCCGAUGUAUUGAAGGCGUUCCGUCAUAACUUUGUUGAUUACGUCAAAGGAGACUGUGUUGUGUUCUUGCCAAUCAAUACGGACCAUGUGGACUUACACUACGCAAACUUGGAAUUUGGAGUCUUGCAUCUCGCCUUGCAGGGGUAUCCACGGCUUGGAAAAAAGCUCCGUGAUCGCACCAUGUUCAUUGUUCAAAAGCUCCCUCCGGUCGUGCAAGAUGCCGUUACGCUUUUGCCGAUCCUGGCAAUGGAUGAUCCCAACGCCGCGAACCUGGAUCUGGAGCGCGUUGCAUUUGGCGAACUGGUGGGUAGGGCAGAGCUGUCGCGCUUCGACGACAGCGAACGAUUGCUGGUGGUGAACGUGCGAGGGCUUAGCGCUGAGGCAAACCUCAGUCACUGUUACUCAGUGUUCUUCCCCGAUGCGAAGUUCCUCACAUGGUUACAGGCGUCGACGCUGGGAACAGGCACGAUUCUGGCAGUCUCGGAGUACGACAACGACGAUCGUCUCCAUUCCUUCGUCACUGCUCCCACAGUCCCCUCGACAAAGCCGAGUAAAACUGAUCAGCAAACUUUUUCCCUGUCGUCGAUACCCACUCGGAUGAGAAAUUCAGCCAUGCGACCGUUCGUUCCUCCAUUCAGCAAUCAGCUCUCCUCACAGCCUCGCCCAGCCUUCGGUGCAUUGGGAAGUCCGGGUAGCCAAGGCGCUCCAAGGGGCUCACCUGGUAACGGAUGGAGCGGUGGCCAAGGACCGCAGCUCACGACGAACGACAUUGGUAGCCUUCUCGACGCCCAGCAGACUCGUCUAUUGCACGAAGUGGACGGGCUAUUACGCGAUAGCGAAGAGCGCACCGUGGGAAAAAUCCUGUCACUUGUCCAGGAAGAGUUCUCAAACAGACAUGCGAACCAUCCGGGACCGGGGUAUGCAGAAAAUAUGAACGCCCCUGCGGUCGUUUUGGCUCCAAAGACCCCAUUCGGCGAUUCUCGAGAAAAAAAGCUUCGACUUUUAGUCACAGAAUUUUUGAAAUACAGCAUUCCUGAGCUCUAUAGCAUCUUGCCUGCAACGUUCGAAGAAUACCACGCAGGCCCAGCAGGUGCUAGAAAACUACUUGGGUUUCUCGUAGACCCAACUGGUACCGAGGGUUGGUUCAAGAAGGACAACAAAGAGGUUCUUGCCUUCGAUGUGAGGGAGACGAUCUCAAUGACGCUCACUGUGACGAAGAACAGGAUUACGAACACCCGGCACAAACAGGUCGAAAGCCGAUCCCUGUCUUCUACCCCUGUUGCAGGUCAGAAACGCACACGGCCCUCUGACUGGGCGGACUUGGGGAUGGACCUGCAUCGUCCUUCACCUGCCGUACGUUCACCUACGAUGGCCACCAACGCCAUCGUAACUGAGAAUGGCAUGCAGGACUACCACGAUAAUCGGACGUACAAUGACAUGCCGCCCUGUGAUCUCUUCGACGUUGCGAUGUCGGCUCUGCCUGACACCCCGGUCGUAUCACCUGAUAUGUCUCCUCAGCUGGACAGAAUGCAUCCAAAUGGUGCGAUUGCGCAUACAUCGCACCAAUCUGAUACAAGCCCUCCCCAUUUCCACCCGCAGAUUACGCUGGACAUACCAUUCAGUAACUACGACUUGCUCGAAUCCGGGCAGGCCUACGACGCUCAGGAACAAUCUGUCGAAACGGGAAACCACCGCCAGUCUGCCCCGGUAGACUGCAAGGAGGAUGAAAGCCCCACGUCGGUUCUUCUGCGUCAGAUGAUGGACCACGUCAGCCAGGAGAAAGUACAAGCGAAGAAACUGAAAGACAACGUACGGAAGAAAGGGAGCUGUCCUUCAAGUGUCAGGGUAACAUCGGUGCCUGACAUGGACCUUUCAGAUGAUGUCAUGAAGGCAGCCCGUCUUACCCUCGACAAAACCCUGAUCCCGAACAAGCCAUCGCAAUGGCCGAUUGCAGUUGCUGCCGCUGUCAAGCUCAUUGGCAUGGAAUUCAGAGACGAAGAGAACGGAGGUAUCACAUACAAGCGACACCCCAGCUCCAAUUGGCGCCAUGCAGCGUUCCCGGUUACCACAAUGGCAUUCUUUCAUGUAUGCUCUGGGUUGAAGGACUCGGUGUUUGUCGCACACACCCGAGACAAGAAUGCUGGUACUAUUACAACCAUCCGAGGCGCCGUGGCGUUGAUUGCGCAGGCUGUACUUGCGGAGGAAAGAGACUCAGCCGUAGCAUUGGCAUUUUUUGAGGCGAUGAAAACCAGGAACAUGCCCGGUAAGGUCGAUCGUGGAUUGGAGGGGCCUUUGAACCCAAGCAAGCCUGAGGGUCGUACUGUUUGCUGUCUACGGCACAUUUGGGUAAACGCUAAGGACUGCGACAACAUUCUCUGGGACCUAUACGGUCUGGCCGUGCGUUUCAUCCUACUGGCCGGUGGCGCCAAUCUUUUGUCACCUACUGGACAGGGUUGGGACAACGCACCAACCAUGGAGUGGUUGGAGAACGCAGAACCAUCGUGGAUGGAAAGUAUCCCCAGGGACCUACUUGAAGCGGCCUACAGUGUCAACUAUAUCGGGCAGGAUGCAAAGGUUAGGCAACUCAAGUAUGUGAUUCUGACAACUCCUGACACCUGCCCUAACUGUUUGGCAUGCGCGAAGAUGUCCCCUUCGAACAGCAUGAUUCAGUACAUGAUAACCGCUGCAGUCUUCCAGCCUCGUCCGCCUGAGGAAAUCAAGUUGUCAUUGACGCAGAGUCUGCAGGACAAGUCUCGUAAAUACAACAAGCGGCGAUUGCAGACGCUUCUCAAAAACGUCGACACGUUGGAGGGGUACAUCUACGCCACACACGUGGCAGCACCUUACUAG